Molecule: messenger RNA, 3154 nt
Organism: Coregonus clupeaformis (lake whitefish)
Lineage: Eukaryota; Metazoa; Chordata; Actinopteri; Salmoniformes; Salmonidae
Product: acid-sensing ion channel 4-A
Exons: 10
Coding region: 399-2012 (537 amino acids)
Biological process (GO): sodium ion transmembrane transport
Cellular component (GO): membrane
Molecular function (GO): ligand-gated sodium channel activity
Source: RefSeq, a predicted model, not a curated record
GUCACAAUGCUGCCUUCUCAUGAAUCAUUAAGUAGCCCCAUGCCUCUUAGCUCUACUCAAAAUGCUGCGUUUUCUACUAUGGGUCUGAAACGGAGAGCAAGGGUGUUUUUUGACAGCUGCAUUACUGCUGAUAAGCAAGACUCUGCCAGCUGAUCAAGUACUGAGACAAGCAUCCCGAGCAGCAGCAACACAGCAGCACUAGUCACUACGAGCAGUGGCAGUCAGUAGCAGCAGCAUUAACAGCAGAAGCAGCAGCAACAGCAACUCUCUCCUGCCUUUUUUUCUUCUUUGUGGAGUUAUAAUCUGUUCUGAGAACAACAGCCAGGGAAGACGGGACAAGUGGAUCAGGGCUGAUAGCUGUCAUCAAAACAACCCCAAACGCAGACCUGGCUGCCCACAUGCCGAUCGAAUUUGUUUGCAAAAUCAAAUUUGCAGAGGAGGAUGAGAAGCAGAAAGGCAAACAGGAUGGGGACAAAGAGAGCCUGAUUGAGGAGAGCUGCACACCUCCAGCUAAGGACCUGGUCGGCUUCGCCAACUCCAGCUCUCUCCACGGGAUUAACCACAUCUUUGUCUCGGGGCGCCUGGGCAUUCGGCAGACCCUCUGGGCACUUGCCCUUUUGGCUUCUCUGGCACUCUUUUUGUACCAGGCAGCAAAGUGUGCCGUCUCUUACCUGGAGCACCCUCACGUCACGGCUUUGAAUGAGGAAGCAAGUCCCGAGAUGGUCUUUCCCGCUGUGACCAUCUGCAACAUCAACCGCUUUCGUUUCUCUGCUCUCACCGACGCUGACAUCUACCACCUGGCUAACCUCACAGGUCUACCGCCAAAAAACCGGGAUGGCCACAAGCCCACUGAUUUGGACUAUCCUGCACCGGAUAUGCAGGACAUCUUCAACCGGACGGGACAUCAGCUGGAUGAGAUGCUGAAGAGCUGCAACUUCAGUGGACAGAACUGCUCUGCCGAAGACUUCUCUGUGGUCUACACCAGAUAUGGAAAAUGCUACACUUUUAAUGGGAACAAGUCGACGUCCAGGAAAACCAAGCAAGGUGGAAUGGGAAAUGGGCUGGAGAUUAUGUUGGAUAUUCAACAGGAUGAGUAUCUCCCCAUCUGGAAAGAGACAAAUGAGACGUCGUUAGAGGCAGGGAUCCGCGUGCAGAUCCACAGCCAGGAUGAGCCUCCCUACAUCCACCAGCUGGGCUUCGGAGUCUCCCCGGGAUUCCAGACCUUUGUUUCAUGUCAGGAACAAAGGCUGACCUACCUGCCCCAGCCCUGGGGGAACUGCCGCUCCACGAGCGAGCAGAUGAUCCCGGGAUACGACACCUACAGCAUCAGUGCCUGCCGCCUGCGCUGCGAGACCAGGGAGGUGCUCCGGGAGUGCAACUGCAGGAUGGUACACAUGCCUGGAACUGCUGAUAUCUGCACUCCCAGUAACAUCAAGUGUGUUGACAAGGCACUUGCCCUUCUCCAGAAGAGCACUGGGGACACCUGUCCCUGUGAGACACCAUGUAACCUGACCCGCUACGGCAAGGAGCUCUCCAUGGUCAAGAUCCCCAGCAAGGGCUCCGCUCGCUACCUGUCCAGGAAAUAUGACAGGUCUGAGGAAUAUAUCAGAGACAACUUUCUGGUGUUGGAUAUCUUCUUUGAGGCUCUUAACUAUGAAACAAUUGAACAAAAGAAAGCGUACGAUGUUGCAGGUUUACUAGGUGACAUUGGAGGCCAGAUGGGCUUGUUCAUUGGAGCCAGUAUUUUGUCAAUCUUAGAAAUAUUAGAUUAUGUUUACGAGGUGAUCAAGCACAGGCUGCAGCGUCUGCUGAGGCCACAGAAGGAUGAGAAGAAACAACAGACGACCACUGUUGCCACUGUGGAUUUGCAAGAUGUGAAAGCUAAUAAGGAGUCCAGUAACAUAACCAGAAGUCAUCCUGAAGGAGCCUACGCCAAUGUGAUUCUACCGAACCACCAUCUCCCCCACCACCAAGGACAGCCACAUGGAGUGUUUGAGGACUUUGCCUGCUAGACCCAGCGGCCAUCUUUCCAUCCUGAUGACAACAAAAUAUGUCCUCUCUGGGCUGGAUUGGGCAUCAAAACAAACCCUGGGACCUCAGUUCUAUACCUUUCUUGCUGUCACCAGUGGAAAAAGCUACAGCCAAAGUCGAACACCAAAUCUGUGCUUCUAAUAGACCACUUGUAUGUAGGCACAGAUUGGACCCCACAUUACUGUCCAGCUGGAGAUGCCCACCUUCGAUCCUCCUCCAAUGGAGAGCUGGCCACUCUGUGAUUUCUAUUCUGGUUAUUUUGGUACAUGGUCACCACAUGGGAACAAGACAAGGACUGCAUGUCAUCUUGAGCCAUCUUGAUAUGCUCACCUCCAAUAUCUUGAUUUAUGUACCACUCUUAAUUAUUUUUGUUUCCAUCUAACUAUUUCUCAAUAAGUUCUCACUUACGAUUUUGAAUCAUAUCAUUAUAAAUUAUGUAAUUAUUUACUGAGAUAUUAUAGUUUCCCCUCUAUAUUGUUUACAAGAUGAGACUAAAGACAAGUGGUGAUAUUCAAUCUAACCAUUAUAUCGAGAUAUCAGCAAACAAAAUCAGAGGAAAUAUUACAUUGAUCUUUUAGUGUGCUAAAACCCUACUACACUUGCUUUGAUGAUAGGGCCCGUACUAUAGACACACACCAUGUCUGGUUUAUGGUAAAGGUGUGUUAGAGAGUAGCAUUAUACAUGUACAUGGUUCCAACCUGAAUACAAAGAGAAAGCACUGUUUUAAAUGGAUAAUGAUUAAUUUAAUAUAUAACUCUAAUACAAAUGUUGGUAAUUUAUUUAUAUAUUUUAGAGAAUACUAUUUUUUAAAUAAUAUGAUUGUAGCUUCUUCUUGUUUAUUAGCGAAACCAGUCGGAAAGAUGAUGAUUGGAAUUGCUUUGCUCCAAGCAACAAAAUGAGCAUAGAUAUGGUUAAUAUUAUUGCCAUUAUUUUUCCAAUUUACUGAUUUGGGUAUGGGUGAAGUUCUUGCAGCAAUUACAGUGUCCACAUUAGGACAGCACUCAAAGGCAAUGAAUAGCAACAAGCUUGACAUGGAUGAAUCAUUUCACAUUUGGGCCCUUCUGCAAACGCUGUGGUCAUCUCAAUGACAAAGUCCUCAUUAAGGUUGCUUAAGGUUAUACAG